UUGCAGCGUCUGAUACCUUGUGUCAGCAUCUCUCGUCCUCCCCAUCUCCACCGGAAUAAAACUGUGUUCGCGUUCACGGGUUCCAGGGGAUGGAUGGCGGGGGUGUGUUGAGUGUUCGCAGAUGACACCAUGAACCCUGCCGCAAGCGGCGCUGCCGACCCUCCACCGGCAGACAAUAGCAGCAGAAAACAGAACAGGACUUCAUCCCCGGCUAGAUUCAGAGACAGCGCGUCCAAAUCGGCCUCGAAAGGCACCGCAGCGUCAAAACCCAUCACAUCCAAAGUUGGUGGGCGAAACAGCCGCGGUAAUUCGCCGGCGUCGUCACCCGUCAGCAAGGACAGGCAGUCUCCCAAAGGCGCGGCAGCUGUCCAUCCGGGCGGUGCUGAAACAAGUGCUCUCAAUACGUGCAGGGCGGAGGCGAGCAAGAAAACAGAGGAGCGAAACAGUCUUUCGAGCGACCUCCGCUGCGCGGACGCGUCCUGCUUUAAAGGGGAGAGUAAUCGGGUUGUUUCCGAUCAGCCCGGCAGCGCAUCGAAAUCCUCCAAGGGGAAGGCGAAAAACCAGAAAGGAGGGGAGGCGACAGCGGGCUGUAGCAAGCAGAGCGGCAAGACUUCCGUGGGCUGCGGGCCUGGCUUUUGGAAAGAAGGAUGUUUGCAGUCUGAAUUGAUACAGUUUCACAUAAACAAGAGCUUAAAGAAAAGCGGAAAGAUGCACACCAAGACACCCAGCGCCCCGGUCACGGAGCCGGAGCCAGAGCCGGAGCCGGAGCCAGAGAUGUCUCCUGAGGGUAUUUCCACGGAGCCCGUGACACGGCAAGACCAGAGCCUACUGGACGAAAUGGAGAGGUUGGUGGAGGAAAAUGAGGAUCUUAAGAAUGAAAUUGAGGAGAUGCGGACGGAAAUGGAUGAAAUGCGAGACACCUUCUACGAAGAGGAUGCCUGCCAGCUGCAGGAUAUGCGUCGCGAGCUGGAGCGAGCCAACAAGAACUGCCGGAUCCUGCAGUACCGCUUGCGGAAGGCGGAGAGGAAGCGGCUGCGGUACGCGCAGACCGGCGAGAUAGACGGGGAGCUGCUCCGGAGCUUGGAGCAAGACCUGAAGGUGGCGAAGGACGUGUCUGUGAGGCUGCACCAUGAGCUGGAGAACGUGGAGGAGAAACGGACGAAGACCGAGGACGAGAACGAGAAGCUGAGGCAGCAGCUGAUCGAGGUGGAGGUGACGAAGCAGGCCCUGCAGAACGAGCUGGAGAAAAGCAAGGAGCUGUCACUGAAACGAAGGGGAAGCAAAGACGUACAGAAGUCAGAGAAAAAGACACCGCAGACUCCAACAGAGGAGGAGAACGAGGACCUGAAGUGUCAGCUGGCGUUCAUUAAGGAGGAGGCCACGCUGAUGAGGAAGAAGAUGGCGAAGAUCGACAAGGAGAAGGACCGGCUGGAGCAGGAGCUGCAGAAGUACCGCUCCUUCUACGGCGACCUGGACAGCCCGCUGCCCAAGGGCGAGGCCAGCGGCCCCGCCACCACCCGCGAGGCGGAGCUCAAGCUGCGGCUGCGUCUGGUGGAGGAGGAGGCCAACAUCCUGGGCCGCAAGAUCGUGGAGCUGGAGGUGGAGAACCGCGGGCUGAAGGCGGAGCUGGAGGACCUGCGGGGGGAGGAGCUGGCGGGCGCCGCCGGCCCCUCGUGCCGCGAGCAGAGCGAGUCCAUCUCCGAGCUGCGGCAGCAGCUGCAGCUGGUGGAGGACGAGGCGGAGCUGCUGCGCCGGAGCCUCGCCGACCUGGAGGAGCAGAACAAGAGGGUGACCGGCGAGCUCAACAAGCUCAAGUACAAGGCCGGCUCGCACGAGGGCAGCGGCCGGCACGGCGCCGACGGCGGCAAGGCCGAGGCGCUGCAGGAGGAGCUGAAGGCGGCACGGCUGCACAUCAACGAGCUGAGCGGCAAGGUGAUGCAGCUGCAGUACGAGAACCGCGUGCUCAUGUCCAACAUGCAGCGCUACGACCUGGCCUCGCACCUGGGCAUCCGCGCCAGCCCCCGCGACAGCGACGCCGAGAGCGACGGUGGCCGGCGCGAGAGCGACGACGACGCCGCCCGCCCUCCCCACCGCAAGCGCGAGGGCCCCAUCGGUGGCGAGAGCGACUCGGAGGAGGUGCGCAACAUGCGCUGCCUGACCCCCACGCGCUCCCUCUACUCGCCCGACGGCCGCUUCCUGUCCAGGAGCUUCCGGGACCGGCAGCAGAUGAUCGACAUCCGCAUGGAGGCGGAGCGGCUGAGCAGGACCAUUGACCGGCUCAUCGCCGACACCAGCACCAUCAUCGCCGAGGCGCGCGUUUAUGUUGCCAACGGCGACCUCUUCGGCCGGAUGGACGAGGAUGACGAUGGCAGCCGGAUCAGGGAACACGAGCUGCUGUACCGCAUCAACGCUCAGAUGAAGGCCUUCCGGAAGGACCUGCAGAACUUCAUCGACCGCCUGGAGGUCCCCAAGUCUGAGGACAGGGACAAAGAGGAACCUCUGUCUAUGUUUCAACCUAUUAUUUUACUUAUCCUCAUUCUUGUGUUGUUCUCCUCACUGUCAUACGCCACCAUCUUUAAACUAGUCUUUCUUUUCACCCUCUUCUUUGUCCUUGUUGCGGUGAUAUGGGGGAGACAAAUGCGUCUGGUGCGAAAGGCGCAGCGGCGGCUGCCGCGAGAGGAAAUGUGGAAUGCAUUUGGAAAUGGGUCAGGGUUGCAUGGGGGCGGCGGUGGCGGCGGGUAUGUGAGCAAAGCUCAGGGUUGGGAAUUUGUCCCGUGUUCGUCCAGGUUACAAAAAGAAAGGGGCAGGAGGACGAGCCGCAGUCCGCUUAGGACUCUCUCGUCCCCCGCGUCGGUCGGUCCGUUUUACGAACAGCUGUUACCUGGACUGGGAGUGACACCGGAGACCGGGGGCACCGGGGCUCAGGCGCAGUCCGCGCGGCAGGACCUGCAGCACGCUCGGCUGAAAAAGAAAUUCGAAGACUUAAAGAAACGCCACGGACAAGAUAAGGAGGAAUGGAUGAGGGAAAAGGAGAUGCUUUUGAGACAAGUUGCUGAAAUACAAGGAGGGGAAAACAGAAGGAUUUUGUUGGAUCUGAAAUCGGUUUUGGAGGACGUUCAGCUUGAGGUAAAGAAAGAGGAGACGAAGAGAAACGAACUGCAGCUGCUGUACACGAAGGACCGGUGCGCGUGGGAACUGGAGCGAGCGGAAUUAAAAUGCCGUAUCGCGCAGCUGGAGGUGAGGGGAAGUAAGGCCGGCGUGGAGGUCCCGGUGACCCCUGAUCCCCGGGAGUCGCUGCGGAGGGAGCGGGAGGAGCAGAAGAGGUUGCUGGCGGACACACACACAGCCGCCAUGGACCUCCGCUGCCGGCUGGAGCACAGCGAGCGGGGGUGGGCGCGGGAGAAGACCGAGCUGCUGGAGAGAUUCGACGCCGAGAGGAAGGAGUGGGAGAGCCAGCUCAGGGACAUGCAGAGGAAGAUCGAGGAGCUGUAUAACGAGGUAAAGGCCCGGAGAGAGGGGGAUGAUAAUGAACCGGACAGAGGGACCCAAAGUGGUGUUCUAAGGCUCAGCUUGCAGUCCACCAGCACCGGCUCCAGUGUUCUGACUGACCCUCCCGAUUCUCACAGCAACACUGACAGCAGCCCCCCCGACCAGCAUAGCAGCGGCUACAGCGACCCUUCCGACCAACCGGAUCACCACAGCAAAGGCCGCGGCGAGCCCACCGACCGUCCAAACAGCUGCUACAGUCACCCCCUCGAUCGCAAACACCAAAGCCGCGACCCCGGGGAUCACCACGACGACAGCGGGAGGGACUCAGGCACAGCGGAGCUGGAGCUCAUCCUGCAGAGCUGCCUGGAGCAGGGGUUCGAGAGCGGCCCUCCCUCCACCAGGCAGCAAGCCUACGUCAGCCCCUUCAGCACCUUAACCUGCGGCAGUGACAAGAAGAGGAACACUAUGGCGCUCAAUGCUGCCCUGAGAGAGAUCGCCAGAGUGAGUCAGGAGCUGUGCAGCUACCAGGAUGAGAUCAGAAAGAAGUCUGAGGACAAACGGAGCAGAACGGACUCUUUUCUCGAAGAUCUUGAGGAGCUGGAGAACCUGAAGAACAAAGCAGGGAAUGGAGAUACACUUUUCAGCCCAACACAGUGGUGUGACCAGUUUCAGGUCCCGGAGGAACAGAACUGGAUCAGUUGGGAGGGGGUCCACAUGGACCCCAGGAAGGCAGAUGAGGGGGCCAAGGCCCCUCAGAGGAAGAGUGAGGCCCCGCCAAUUCCCCCUCGAACAACGUCCUGGUACCUAAACAGCCCCACAGCACCAGAGCUAGAACUCCCUGUUCCAGAAUCUGCAGACCUGAAGUGCCAUAGCCCAUGUGUCCUUGCAGACAGGAAGUGUCCCUCUGUGCUGAGGAAGUUUGGGGCCAUGCUGCAGGAGAAUGAAGGGAGCACUCUGACAGACUCUGGUGUUAUUGUCAGCACCGCAACUGCGGACUCCAAGUGCAACAUCGGCUGCUGCCACAGCAGGUGGGCCUGUGACGGCAGCAAGUUUGGCAGCAGCAAGUCGUCCACAUAUGUGCCUGUCCAGAAACAUCCACCAGAUGCCAAUAUAUUGGCAGCAGAGAUGGACUGUGGCCCAGACUGCAGACCAGCUGACAACCCAAAGUGCCCUGGGGGGCAGUUCCAGUCUGUGGACAGAGACUUUUUCUCAUUGGAUUUAAGGCCCCCUCCCUCAGGCGUCCCCCCUCCUUACCCCAACACCAAUGGCUCACGAAGGAAUGAGACUCUGGAACUGAAGACUGCAGAGUUUAACCGUACUCUGUUCCAGGUGGAGAUGGGUCGUUGGAUUGAUGAGGACAACACUGCUUCCCCUGAGAUCUCUGUGAGUGGCAUUACUAGCUGCUCACCUCAGCCCCUUGAAAUCAAACCCAGGGCCGUGUCCCCUGAUCUUCCACCUCAGUAUCCUGAGAUCAAACUUCGGGCCGUGACCUCUGAAGUUCAACCCCAGCACCCUGAGAUGAAAUCCAGGGCCAUGACCUCUGACCUCCCGCCUCAGUUCCUACAGGAGAAGGAGUUGGACAGCCCCUCUGUGGAGAGUAACCUCUCUGCAUUUUGGCGGUAUGUUCCUAGUGUGAGCGCCAGCGCAGUGCGGGCCAAGGCCCUGGGGGUGAAGCCUGUGGGUGCGCGGCAGGCCAGCGAGGUGAGGUCAGGGAAGGCCAGUGGCACUGGCGACACCGUCUUACGGGUCCUGAAGGACCAGCCCUGGAAGCCCACCACUCUGGCUGCCUACCCACGACCCGCAGACUCCAGGUCCAACUAUGGAGCGGUGGAGAAGAUACUGAAGAGCUUUGAGAGUUUUGGUGGGUCCCAGCAGUGUCAGCAGGGCCGUUCUAGUCUGGCCCAGGAGGAUGACCUCAUUGACUUGCUGGACAUGCUGGAAGUUAAGCAGCAGUCCACCUCUGGGCCUGGACAAAGACUCGCACACAGAGACACGUCCGUCCAACACAGUGGCAUGCACAGAGACAUGCCUAGCACACUGCAGGAGAGCAGAGCGUCGUCGUCCGUAUCCACGAAGAAGAGCUUCUCUCGCCCCGCCUGCCCCGCCAACCGCCGCCUCCCAUCCCGAUGGGCCAGCCGCUCGCCCAGCACACCCUCUGACCCCGCCCCACGCCCCUCGGUCACUGCCCAGGCACAGACCUUUUCCUACUCCUACCACACGGAGACCGUGAUCUUAUGAGCCCUGAGACGUGAGCAGUGACGGUCCGCUCAAGCUGACGGGAGGACACGUCUCUGCAGACUAUUAGCCCUGCUUCCCCUCUCUGUAAAUACCAACCUGAGACUGUUAUUUCUACCCAGCUACAAAGUGCUUUAGCUGUGUGGUCUCUGCACAGCAACAUAUUUUUAGAAGGUGAUGCAUUACGCAAAAGAAACUGUACACGCUGGCAUGGAGUCUCCAGUGUUUCCUUGGCCUACUGUUAUUCCUCACCAUACUCAGUCAUUGUGUUCAACAUGUCCGCCUUUUUCUUCCCCUUUAUGAGUGAUCGCUGUGUAAUUUUGCGCCCGUCCAUCAUUCUGUGCAUGGCUCCCUGUUUGUGGGUGCAUGUGUCUGUGUUUGAAUGUAUCCGGCAUUAUGUAGGUCACUGUUACUGACAAACAGUAGUUCAACUUUAUUCAACAUGGUAAAUAUC
Molecule: messenger RNA, 6178 nt
Organism: Megalops cyprinoides (Indo-Pacific tarpon)
Lineage: Eukaryota; Metazoa; Chordata; Actinopteri; Elopiformes; Megalopidae
Exons: 15
Coding region: 130-5727 (1865 amino acids)
Biological process (GO): regulation of autophagy
Source: RefSeq, a predicted model, not a curated record